AUAUAUAUAUUGAAGGUUACAAACUGCCCACUUGUGUGUUGUCUGUAUAUAUAGCUGGGUGCAUCGAGAAUUGCGGCACUGCAAAUCUUUCCUCUCACAUCUCAGUCGCUGUCGAUUCUGCUAUGGGGUCUAUGCUGGGAGACUGGCCGUCGUUCGACCCUCACAAUUUCAGCCAGCUUCGACCGUCCGAUCCUUCCAAUCCUUCUAAAAAGACGCCGGCCACCUAUCAUCCUACUCACAGCCGGACCCUGCCGCCACCUGAUCAAGUGAUAAACACUGAGGCCAAAAAUAUUCUAUUGCAACAUUUUUAUGAGCGUGCUGAGAAGUUGGGACCAAAGAGAGCCGCGUCUGAAAGUCUGACACCAGAGCAUGGAUGCAAGCAGCCAAGGGCUUCUUCUGCCUCAGAUGCUACCUGCUAAGCUUCUUGUCACUUAAAAGGUCAAGUGUUAUCAUAUGUUAAUGCUAAUAUUUACAUCCGUGUGAGCAGUGUGAAUUGGUUGUCAGAUGCAAGGUGAGUUGCUCACUUGUAGUUGUAAAAGUAUCAUAGACAUGUUUUGUAUGCAUAAACCAUGUUAUGUUGCAACUGGGUGACCCCUAUCACCAGCGUUGAUAUAAAAGUAAGUAAUGUGAUAUGAUUUCCCCUUUGUUCUCUUGCCAA
Molecule: messenger RNA, 658 nt
Organism: Malania oleifera
Lineage: Eukaryota; Viridiplantae; Streptophyta; Magnoliopsida; Santalales; Ximeniaceae
Product: DET1- and DDB1-associated protein 1
Exons: 4
Coding region: 123-419 (98 amino acids)
Biological process (GO): positive regulation of proteasomal ubiquitin-dependent protein catabolic process
Cellular component (GO): Cul4-RING E3 ubiquitin ligase complex
Source: RefSeq, a predicted model, not a curated record